GUUUCAGAUGCAUGUCCACCAGGCUAUUUUUCAUUCGAUGGGUUAACACCAUGUACACUAUGCCCGAAGAAUUACUACAGUGUGGCACCGUAUAGUCACACGUGUGAACCGUGCGAUGGUAGUAUGGUAACUUAUGAAACAGGGUCAACAUCAGAGAGCGCUUGUAAAACUCUAGAUGAGGCGAUAGCUGAUAAUGCCGAAACGCCGUGCACUCCGAAUCCGUGUGUAAAUGGCGAAUGCUCCUUUAAAAGAUUGAAUUAUUUCUGUACAUGUCCGGCAGGAUUCACGGGCAAGAGAUGUGAGAAUCCUAUGAACGGAUGCACGGGAAAACCGUGCAAAAACGAGAGGACAUGUAGUGCGGCAUCAGAUGGCCUUGGAUUUACAUGUACCUGUGGUAGUUCCACCACUACACCCAACGAAUUCUCGGGCACUCUUUGUGAGAACGACGACUUUGGUUGUUCUCCGAGCUAUUGUAAGAAUAACGGUACUUGUCAUAACCAGUAUCAAAGUUUCUCAUGUAAAUGUCCGACAUAUUCCGGUUAUCAAAACGCAGAUCCUAGAGGUACUGGCAGCGGAACAUGUAAUACCAAGAUAAACCCAUGCUCCGUAGACCCGUGCGAGCACGGCACGUGUUACAACAACAGUCAUUUCUACAAAACAUGUGAUUGUUAUCCAGGAUUUACGGGCAUUUAUUGUAAUACAAGUAUAGAUGACUGUAGUCCAAACUUUUGUGAGAAUGGAGCCACGUGUAUAGAUGGCGUUAACUCGUUCACUUGUAACUGUGCCGACGGUUACCAUGGACACUACUGCCAAUUCAGAAAAGCCUGCGACAAAAAGUGUGGAAGCCCGGAUGAACAAUUCUGUAACACGUGUAACGAUGACAACACGGACACGUGUUUAAAUGUCAACGAUGAUUUCCAGUGUCAAUGUCUUGACGGUUACGCAGGAAGGUCAUGCGAGAUUGAGACUUCAAUAUGUAAAAGUUACCCAUGCAAACACGGCGGCAACUGCACAUCCAACAACGCAACUUCUUUCUCGUGCUCUUGUAUCCAGCCGUGGACAGGAAGAUUCUGUGACCAGUUACCAAACAGAUGUCCGAAUGGGAACAUGUGUUUUAAUGGAGGCACGUGUUAUAGUACGACGUCAGGAUAUAGAUGCAAAUGUCCAGAUCACUAUAUUGGUGAUGAUUGUUCCGUAACUUACGACUUAUGUGCACGUGCCAACCCGUGCAGUGGUAACGAAAGUACCUGCUCGUUCGAAAAUGGCAAUUUCGCAUGCGAUUGUCAAACAGGAUACAGCGGCAACUUUUGUGAGAACGUGCUUCCCACAUGUUCUGAUAAUGUCUGUAAGAACGGAGCCACGUGCACUAACACGGGAAAUGGUGUAACUUGUGACUGUGCUGACGGUUAUACUGGUGAGACAUGUGACUCUAUGACAGGAAGUUGUUCACCAAAUCCUUGUGGAUCAAAUCGUCAAUGUCUGAGCAACAAUGCUGGUGGAUAUACGUGCGUCUGUGCUAGUGGUUAUAGUGGAGAAUCCUGUGACAAACUGGUAGGAGAUGCAUUUGACUAUGUUAUAACACCACAACUACUAUGUCGUACCGAGGCAUCGUUAGCAAUGUUUGGUGACGGACAAACUGACAUCAAUUCAUUGUCGAUAUCUUUCUGGGCCAGGUACAAGGCGGUACAUGGAGACGGUGUCAUUAUGAAAAUAUAUGGAUCAAGAACAGGUGGCGAGAUGAUACCGUCGUCACCUGACGUCAAACUGACGUUCUACACGGAGGAGUUAGAAUUAUAUGAAACUGACAGUGUAACAAGGAGGAAACGAGAAACACGGACAUUGUCGUAUGGGAAGUCAGUCGCAGACGGAUAUUGGCACCAUUUCUUAAUAGUUUGGUCGGCUUCAUCUGAAGAAAUAUUUCUUUACAUUGACGGACAGUAUGAGGACUCGAGCUUCUUUUCACGGAACCUACCCACUGGAAAUGUCAACGGAGUAACUGUUGGUUUUCUUGUGUUUGGGGACUUUGACGAACAAGACGGGUUUACUGUUCCAGAUAAUAGUUUCGAAGGUCUUGUUAACCGUCUAUAUGUUGUGAGCACAGACCUUACUGAUCUUCUUCCUCAGCUGUACUCCAGAUCUUACACACCUCCGCAAAAUGCUGUCAUCUUGAUCCAGGAAAGAACUACGUUACUGCUUUAUUCUGUGACCUACAACAGCGAGCUUAGUUUAAAUAGUAAUAAAUGCUUGCCAUCUGACAACACUUGUAAAGGAAUUGAUGAACGUGCCAGUGCACCGACAAUCAACAGUUGCCCGGGAGACACGUUUGUUGUUAGGGCACGAUGGGUAAAUUUCAACUGGACAGAACCGGUCUUUUCAGGAUCAUUUCCAUCUAUUACAAAUGCUGGAGGAUCUAGAUAUGAUUACGGUGUACAUGGUAUAAGUUAUGCCAAUCUAGACGGGGAGGGUGAUGCCGCAGUGUGUACCUUUAGACUCUUCUAUAGUGAUGUUGGUUGUGGAAGUAUUGACGGAACUAACGCAAACUGUAACAACGAUUUAGGACCUGGAGUUACUGCAUGCACGGAAGAUUGCUCUAGCAAUAAUUUGCUUCCCGGUAACCAGCCGUUAUAUCUUACAUGUAGUAUGUACGGAAUGUGGGACGAGGCGGUGAAAUAUACGGAUUAUAUCUAUCCAACAUGUUCAGCAACAACGAGCAUGACCCAACGCGUUUCUCUCAGUUUGACAGCAAUGUCUAGUUUAGGAACAUGUGACAGUACCAUUAUCUCGCAAUAUAGUGUUGCUGUCCGCAACAAAUUUGUGCUCCUUAACAACCAACAAGCACAAAACAACAAGCUAUGUUCCAAUGACUGCAUCGAUGUCAUGAUUCCAGCGUUCACAUGCGACGGAAACAACAUACGUGUUUCCAUCAACUUUGGAUUAACAAGUUCUUUCAUGACGUACGAAGGAUCAAGUGUCACGACUGAGGAGUUACUCAAGAUUGCCGUCGGGGACUUCAAGGCGUUUGAUUAUGUCCAAACUAAUCUGACCAUAUCACCAGAUCUUUCAACCCUUGUUCUAACAACAACACCAGAAUGUGUUGCUGGUUAUAUGGUUAAAGAAGAUAAAUGCGUUUCAUGUGGACAAGGAACGUUUUAUAAUUCUUCCACGAAAGCAUGUGAAAGAUGCCCAGUUGGUACAUACCGCAGCGAUAUCUCAAACCUUGUUUCUACUUGCACCUCGUGCUUCACGAGUCAAACCACACCGGAUAAAGGCGCCAGGGAGCAGACGUACUGCAUACAAAGAUGUCUCCCUGGGAAUUAUUAUGCAUUCCCACCCAAUACAAACCUUAAUAUUAACCAAGGCACGUGUGACCUUUGUGGGCAGGGAUAUUACCAGGAAUCUCUUGGUUCCAUCAGUUGUAAAGCUUGUCCAGUUGAACUGACCACAGAUGGACAGGGUUCCACUGGGUCAAGUAGUUGUGUCAGUCCUGGGAGUUUGACUACAACCACAACGGAAUCCUCUGUUCCUGAUACGGGUGCAGCAACAGAGGAAACCGGUUUGAGUGUUGGUGUAAUAGUGGCUGUCGUGUUAGGAGUGUUGCUAGGUCUAACUAUCAUCAUACUGAUUGUGUGCUUCUGCUGCUGUAAAGAAUUAUUGCCGUGCUUAUCCAAGAAGAAACAAGUGGUAGCACCAACACAGAAGGACGGAUACUAUGCUAAGAAGUAUGGUGACCAUAACAUGCAAUUUGUAAGUUAUAACCUGCAAGAUAUUCGGGAGAAGAAAGGCAAGCCUAUGGACAGGGUUCCUUUCGUUGAGCCUCCGCUCUCGGAUGAAACUGGGUCAGUUAAGACUGAUAUCUCUGUGCACGUGCCAGUCUUCAAUGAGAAAAUGAACGGAAAGGUGAAAAGAAAGUCCAUGUAUGUUUCUAAUGGUGGACAAAACUUGAGCGUCUCCCUACCUAGAUCGUCUUCCCGUACACCACGUGAUCCAGUUAUGACGUCAUCGCCUCGCGAGACACAGUAUGAUAACGUAUAUGAGGACUACGUUAAACCCAAACCAAAACGACGCAGGAAGAAGCAACAGAAGGACCGUUCUUCUUCAGAAAGAAGAUCUCGCCGUCACCAUGACGACGAGUAUGCCGAAGAAAUCAAUGUACAUGUAAGAGGUCCACUGCCCAAAGCUCUGGCACCAAUGCCACAGCGUCUGGUUUCCAAACCACCAGAUGAUGUUAUAUUAAGACCGUCCUCUGCCCUUGAACAACCUAGAGUUAUGGUUGAACCGUCACAUUAUGAGGACUUUCUUGAUAGUUCUCCUACCAGACAACACCAUCAAAAACACCAUCAUUCCUCCAGGUCACGUGAUAAGGAUCACGUAAAGAAACGGAAAAGACCGAAGAGUUACGAUAACAGCUUUGAGGAGACACAGCCGCAACAGUAUUCCGGAGGAUAUUAUGACGAAGAACAACCGCCGUUUAAUAUACGGAGAAUUGAAGUUGAGUCAGACGAAGAUUUACGAUAGUCGACGAAUAUUUACGAUAUUCGACGAAGAUUGACGUAAUUUACGAUAUGUGACGACAGAUUUUGAAAUCUAAGUAAAAUAGAUAACAGAAAGCACAUUAUCUUAAUGAACAAAUCAUACCUUGCGGCGUUAGGUGGUAGAUCUAUUUGAUAUAGUCAGAAAGAAUUGUGUGAGAGGACGUAUUAUAAAGUGAUUGUCAUGAAUGAUGUAUUAACUUAUGUAUAAAGAACUAUUUAACAAUAAAA
Messenger RNA from Ruditapes philippinarum (Manila clam), 4760 nucleotides. RefSeq lists its product as uncharacterized. The coding region runs from base 124 to 4515 and encodes 1463 amino acids. Gene Ontology annotation, cellular component: plasma membrane; protein-containing complex. Gene Ontology annotation, biological process: establishment or maintenance of epithelial cell apical/basal polarity; heterophilic cell-cell adhesion. Gene Ontology annotation, molecular function: calcium ion binding. The record is from RefSeq and is a predicted model, not a curated record. The transcript has 33 exons. Lineage: Eukaryota; Metazoa; Mollusca; Bivalvia; Venerida; Veneridae.